UCGCCCUUGUGAGCUUUUCACUGCUGGAGUAAAUAAAACAGACGUUGGAGUUUUUUCCUAAAAACUUUGUAUUUAGUCUCUGUGGAUGUAUGAGAACUUCUGAAUAUAAUUAUUUGGAGUGAAUGGUGACUGAAUGCAGUGUCUGUCUGUCGUUUCCAUCAGAGGAGGAAUGUUUCUGCUCCAGUUAACUGAAACAUAUAGGCUGACCCCGACAAUAGGGCAAUCUUAGUCUGGCCUAUCGAGGAUGGUUUAGUUCCUCUUUCUCGCUUUCUUUUCUGGAGUUAUUCUUAUGACUCAUGCUGCUGAAAUACAGCAUAACACACAAUAGUCCUUCAGUAUGUGAUUGAGCGAAACGUCUGCGCUAGCUGCUGUGUGUUUGUGUAAAUGCGGGAAAGCGUUGUGUCCGAGGAAGCGAUUGAGGAUGUGAGGGUCAUACGGCAGGACUUAUGGAGGCUCCAGAAGCUCCUGACUGAUCUCCCUGAUGAUAUGCUGGAGGACAGUCGUGACUGCUCCUCACCCGAGCUCGACCGCUCCACCUGCAGUCACCAGGGAGAUGACAACAGAACACGGCAUGCUUGGAAUGUGCCACAGUGGGAGGAUCGAAGACCUUCCCAUGAGGGACGCUAUGAGGAGGACGGUCAAGGAUCUUACAAUGAAGGCAGCUACAGAAGUCACACCUCUCAGACCAACAGUCACCCUUAUCACCUCCAGGCGGGAUCAGAACAUUUACACCCAGGUUGGGACCAACAAACCAGCGGGAACUACCAGUACCAGAACGGAGACUACGCAGGCACGGAUGAGUCCCGCGGCACUGACUUCUCUGCUGCAGAUGGGGAUGACCAGGACGCGUAUCCGCAUGAUGCUCUUCGAAACGGAGCAGGUUACCAUGAAGAAGAGGCCCAAAGCAAUGGGUUAAACUAUGGAGCGCAUGCCAGUGCAAAAAAACAGCUCCAGUGUGUUGCUGGGAACAGACCUGCUGACCACUACAAGGCCAGUUACCACCCACACCAGCCUUCCAACCAACCAAAGAUGUUCAAUCCUCAAGCAGCCAAUCACAACGGCCAUUUCGACCAGCUUCAGAGGGACUUCCUGGACUCAACGCAGAAAACAUCAGAUGGUCAGCAGCUGGCUCAACUGCACAUUCUGAACAGAGCUCAGUCCAGACAGAUCGAAGAGCUUGAGCAGAAACUAGAGGACUGCAGGAGGAACAUGAGAUAUCUGGAGCAUCAGUUUGCCAUUGUCAAAGAUGAGAGGGACGGUCUGGCGAUGUCACUGAAGGAGUCCGGUGCUCUUGUUGAGGAGGGGAAAGAAAAAGAGGCUCAGCUGCAGGCCCGAAUCAGAUCUCUAGAGAAACAAACCCAGGCUCUGGCGGAAAGAGAGCAGGCGUGCGUGAAGCAGCAGCGUGCAGCUGAGGUAGCGAUGGACGGCAUGCAGCAGCAGAUGAUGGAGCUGUGUCGAUCUGAAACGCUGACGCGAGCACGUGAGCAGCAUGACAGAGACAUGACAGCCCUCAGGGAACAGCAUGAAGCCAAACUGCUGGCACUUCAGCAGAAAUUAGAUGACCAAUCACAGAGCCUGGAGGAGCAGGCUGAAGCUGGCCAGCGUCUGCUGGAUCAGGUCAGACAGCUGGAGCGUCAGAGAGAAGAAGAUCAGAUGGACAGAGCUUCAGUCAUCAACACCCUCACACAGCGACUGGAGGAGAGCCAGCAGCAGUGUGCCAAACUGCUUCACACCGGCUCUGUGCAGGAGAUGAGCCAGUUACAGAUGAAACUACAGCAGGCCCUGUCUGCCCGUUCUAUCAGUGAAGAUAUCAACAAAGCUAUGCAGGAAGACUUAACUGAGCUGAAGGAGCAGAUCAAUCUGUACGAGUCUGCCGUUAAACACGGAGCUCUUUCCAUUGAGUCUAAUGGAGACUGGGAGAACCAGCUGUCUGAGUCCUGCAUCGAUCUAGGGAUCAAAAAGUCCAAGUGGCGAAAUGGACGAAUCCACAGUACCCCGCACAUAGCAGAUGUGGGAGACUCUGGCCCGCUGAAGGACGAUGUGGUGCGAGAGCUGAAGAGCGAGUUACAGCGCUGCCUGAGUCACCUAAAGAGCAAAAGACUGAAGAUCUCAGAGCUGCAGGAGGAACUAAAGAGCUCCCAGACCAAAACAGAGCGCUUACAGACGCAGCUAGACCAAGCUGAGAAGACCGCAAGAGACUCGAAGGUUAGGGAGAGCAGCUUGGAGAAACACUUGGAAUCGUCUGGAUUGGCCGCCGCCCCUCAGAAAGAGCUUGUCAAACUGCAGGAGGAACGGCAAGUUCUGCAGGACAGAGUAGAGGCUCUGGAGAAGAGGAACCAGGAGCUGAAGCAGAGUGAGGAAAAGGUGAAAGCCGCUAAUUUUGAGCUCUGUACCAAGAUGAGAGAGAUGAUCCAAGAGCUGGACCAGGAGAAACAGGAAGCAGCGGAGAGGUAUGAAAGGACUCAGCAGCAGUACAGGGAUGACGUGGUGAAUCGUGUCCGGGCGGAGCUCGCAGAAGAGCACACGGCUCAUGUGGAGCAGCUCAUCAGCCAACAUCAGCAACAAAUCCAGCAGCUAGAGUCAAAGCUGUCUGACCUCAGUCAGGAGAUGUUGGCUGUGCAGGAGUGCUACAUUUCGGUUUGUAAAGAGAAAGACAAAUUGGAAGAAAAUCUGCAGAGAGAGAUUGACGAAGAGAGACGAUUGGGAGAGGAUGAGCUAAAAAGAAGAGAGGAGAGCGACUGUGCUCUGGAGAGAUUGAAGUCCGAUCUAGAGUCCCAGCAUCAGGAGGACGUGACUCGACUCAAAGCCCAGUGGAAGACAGAAACACAAGCUGAGGUUGAGCCGCUGGUUCAAAAGCAGCUGGAAAGCACCAGACAGAACUGGCAGCGCGAGCGUGAGACGUUGGAGAAAUGCUGGGCUCAGAAGCUACAGAGAGCCCAGGAGGAGAUUGUGAAGCUCAAAAAGGCAGACGCUUGUGAGGGAGGGUGUCAGACCAGCUUUCUGGAGACCACCACGCCGAUGAUUUCACCAGACGAGCUGGAGAUCAGACUCAGCGAUCAGAGAGAGACACUGCAGCAGGAGGCUGCGACCGCUCAGGCCAGAGCGUUGGAUGAGGCUGUGAAACGCGCUCGGAGAGAACUGCAGCAGAAACACACUGAUGGCAUCGCACUAAAGGUUGAAGGUGCGAUAUCACGGGCUCGCUCUAGAUGGCUCCAAGACUUAACCUCUUUACCGGAAUACAAAAGCAGCUUGCAAACAGAGAGAGAAGAAUGGGAGAGGCAACAAGAGAAACGGGUUCAAGAACAGGUGUCUGCAGCAGUGAAGAAUGUGGAGGAUGAGUGGCAGGAGAAACUCUGUACCAAAUGCACCGAGCUGGAUGAGUGUAACAGGAGAAACCGAGAGCUUCUGGAGGAGGUGCUCAUCCUCGGCACUCUACAGGAGAGUUCAGGCCAGGAGCAGGCCGCUCUCAUCAAAGCAGAGAUGGCAGCGGCACGAGAUGUUUGGAUGAGGGACAAGCAAGAGGAGAUGUCCCGUCUCAGAGCAGAGCUUCAGAAAGAGCACAAACACAAACUGCAAGUCGCACUGGUGCAAAACCUCACACUGAGAAACGUUGAGCUGCAGGAGGCCCUCAGGGAGAAGGAACAGGACUGGAGGAGCCGGCAGGAGAUCAGACUGCAGGAGGAGACACGGCGGGUGCAGGAGGAGGUGCUCUCUGAUCUAAAGGUGGUGUUGCUGGAGGGCUUGGAGAGGAGGAACAGCGAACAGACGUCCAGCAGCGUGACAGGAACCAUCAGAUCCAGACUGUGGCAGAUCUGCAGAGAAACACUCAGUCAAACAGUCCACCAGGCCAAACAGGAAUGGAAGAAGAGCAGUGAUGAUAAGCUCAGAUGUGUGCUGAAGGAGACCCAGGAGCGGCAUGAAGCUGAGAUCGCAAGUUUAAUGGCUCGGUGGAAACUGGGCCCGUGCACCAGCGCUGAAUGUGCCGAGACUCUGGCCAAGCUCCAGAAAAGGAAUCAAGAUCUUCAGAGGCAUCUCCAAAAGGCCUGCCGGCACCUUCAGAGGGCCACGCGAGAACACAAGAGCACUCUGCAGAAGAUAAAAGCCGAGCACGAGGAAGCCCUGCAGAAACAACAGGAGAGUCACAACAGAGCUCUCGGUGAACUCCAACAAGCCUCAGAUGCAGAAGCACAGUCGAGUGCAGUGAACCGGAGGAAUCUUCAAGCGGGUCUUGAGGAGAUGAAGGAGCAGUACACACAGGCUGUGGAGAAGAUCAAAGGUGAUAUGCUGCGAUACCUUCAGGAGACUAAGGAGCGAUCGGCCGAUCUGAUCAGGGCCGAGGUCAUGAGGGAGAGACAGGACACCGCCAGGAAGAUGCGCAGGUAUUACCUCACCUGUGUGCAGGAGCUGCUUGAAGAUGAAGGCCACACCACAGGUGCAGAGAAGAAAAUUAUCAGCGCUGCUAGUAAGCUGGCCUCUAUGGCCAAAGUUCUGGAGACCCCUGUACCCAAACGCAAGCUUUUAAAAACCCAGAACUCUCAAGGUGAAUCAGCCAAAUCAGACGGUAACACAACUGCUUCUCCUGCUGAAGUUCUGGGUGCUGCCUCACAUGGAGCUGAAGUUCAUGUUCGAAGAAAGGACCAAAAGAUAUACAACCUAACUGAGACCAUCUAUACAGCCAAACAGAAAAGCGUCAAAGCAAAAUAUAAGGACUUCGAACCCGACUUCCUCAAGUCUGGGAUGUUGUAUGAUUCUAAAGACCCCGGGAUGACACCUCAGAUACCUCACGCUUCCCAAAAACGCACACAGAGUGGAUUAGGCAUCUGUUCCAAUGUUACUGAUGAUAGUAUUUUCCAAAACAAUGACAGGACGACUAAUGUUACUUUAAGAAAGCAUAGCAGGGAGAAGUUUAUGGAGGGUUUCCUGAUCGAAGAGCCACCUGUCCGGGAUGACGGUCAGAGCGAUUGGAGUUUAACCAGUAACGGAUGUAACAUUGUAAACAACGUUCACCUGACAUCAUCGUACCCAGAGCCAGGCAAGCCAUUCUUAAUAAAUGGUCCUUUAUUGGGUGGUUUGAAUUUGGGAAGCUCCAUUGGUGAACACUCUGAUAUCACACUUUACAAAGAGAUUGUUCCACCCUUUUACUCAAAAGUUGGCGAUGGCAGAGCAAAUAAACACAGAGAGCCAAUCCCUGGAUCAGAAGGAGAUGAUGUCCUUAAAUCAUGUCCAAUGAGUUUGUUUUCAGAGUUGAAAGUGCGUCAACAUGACAGCGGGUUCGACAGUCCAUUGGCACGGCAUCAGAAAUAAAAUUGUGACUUUUUUGGUGUCCCAGUGCCUUCGUAAACAUUAAGAGUUGUGUAUGUAAGAGUUGCAUUUGUUGCACCCAGGUAACCUUAAGCAAUGCUUUUUUACUCGUUUGAGCCAAAAGUGUCUUUUGUACUUGUUUUUUUAAGCAGUUGCACUGUCGGUGCUUGAAUUUAUGUUUGUAAUUUAAUAAAAAAAUGACUUAAGUUUGCAUUAAGUAAUCUGCUUUCACAUCUUGCUACUAGUUAAAUAGAAACACACAGUUUAGUCAAGUUCCAGCAUGCACUAUGAAACACAAGGUGUAAAACAACCUGUCAACCAUUUACUAAAUCGAAAGUUUUAUGUUCCAGACAUCUACUGUUAACACUUUAACUGUGGUUUGAUAAAUAUCUUCAGGCAACCUCUGUACAGCCAGUCAAAGUUCAAUACCAGCGAGGAAGAGGUGAACUAUUCAAUUCAUAUAACUAGAACACUGAUAUCUACUGUCUAUAUGCCUGCUUAAAACUGGAUUGCUGUUUUGCAAAAAAAAAUGGGUAAUGCAUUUUGCACUUUUCAUGAUAUGUCAAAUUCAGACCUACUGCACUUUUCACAAUUUUGCAUUCUUGCAAAGCAGCUUUUCAGAAAACAUGUUUUGGCACAAACUGCAGAUGCAUAGGAAAGAAACAGAAGCAAGGGAGAAGUUGAAAACCUAUGGUAUUGUUAUGAAAUCGUAUUGUAACGAUUUGUAUUGUAACGAUUUUGCUACGUAUUGUAGCCAUUACAAAUAAUAAGAGUUACAAAACUAAAUGUAGGCUUUAUUUUCUUUAUAUAAAAUAUACAUUUUGGGUGCAACAUGGGCCAUGUAUGUCUUGACAUUCACCCCAAAAUCAUCAAAGCUGUUCGUAAAUAGCACACCUUUAAGAGAAGGAACCAUAGUUUUACUGCAAAUACCAUGGUUGAACUAUACUAUGGUUUCACUGCAA
Messenger RNA from Triplophysa rosa, 6263 nucleotides. It is a transcript of the gene cep152, whose product is annotated as centrosomal protein 152. The transcript has 28 exons. Gene Ontology annotation, cellular component: centrosome. Gene Ontology annotation, biological process: centriole replication. The record is from RefSeq and is a predicted model, not a curated record. Bases 385 to 5304 code for a protein of 1639 amino acids. NCBI's taxonomy places the organism in Eukaryota, Metazoa, Chordata, Actinopteri, Cypriniformes, Nemacheilidae.